This is a messenger RNA of Nematolebias whitei (Rio pearlfish), 1947 nucleotides long. It is a transcript of the gene bbs10, whose product is annotated as Bardet-Biedl syndrome 10. Bases 1 to 1947 code for a protein of 648 amino acids. Gene Ontology annotation, molecular function: ATP-dependent protein folding chaperone; ATP binding. Gene Ontology annotation, biological process: chaperone-mediated protein complex assembly. The transcript is spliced from 5 exons. The record is from RefSeq and is a predicted model, not a curated record. Lineage: Eukaryota; Metazoa; Chordata; Actinopteri; Cyprinodontiformes; Rivulidae.
AUGUGGUUUCUGCAGAGAUCAGGUUACGAUCCUGCCCAAAUUACUAUAACUGUAAAUUGUAAACACGUUUUUUUUUUGUUACAGUGUGUCAGAAUGCUGUCAGUGGAGCACCUCCACCUCAAACAUGUCCUGCAGACAGUGUGUGCCCUGGAGGCCGUCAUACUUCGCAGUUUUGGCCCAGAGGGAGGACAGGUGUUGUUUACCCGCAGUACUGGACAGGCAAUGCUGAGCCGCAGUGGGACGCAGAUACUAAAAGCUUUGCAUCUGGAGCACCCACUGGCCAGGAUGGUGGUGGAGUGUGUGUGGAAGCACAGCACUGUAACGGGCGAUGGAUCAAAGACAUUUGUUCUACUACUUGCAUCUCUACUUCGAUUGAUACAUGGUGCAGCCAGCAAGGAGCCGAUCGCGUCUCAGUGGUAUAAGUCCACUGAAGCUGCCACUGCCAGGCAUUUAGCUGACAAACUGCUAGCAUUUGCCAUGACAGAGUUGGACGAUCUCAUUUCAGUCAGUGUGGUGCCGCAUGGAUUCUGUGUUUCGCUUGAGGAUUUCAGUACAAAAACACAGCUGCCAGCUCGCCCAAAUGGUUUCCGCGUUCAGACACUUCUAUCAUCGUUUUUUCACACACGUCUUGAUUAUGUGCACUGUGACUUUUUAAGUGACCUCGCAUGUGAACUGCUCGGCCGCUGGAAAGUUCAAAAUGACCAGCUUUCCCUUCAGUUUAUAAAUGACAACUUCCCAGCACUGCACACGCAGGUUUCAGGCUGCCCUGUCAGCUGCUCACGUUUGAUUGAGGGGCAGAUAAUUCACAGAGACUUUGCUACACCGCGCCUCCAAGUCAACAAGCAGCCAGUCAAAGCCGUAGUUCUCACAGGGUACCUGCAGCCGAAGUUACUCAGUCGAGGUUAUGUGCUCGAGUUGGGUUGUGGUGGCGGGGUGACGGACGAGAAAAGUAUCAUGCCAUUUAGUGCCUGGACAGAAAGAACACUAGAGAGCGUUCUUGCAGCUCUGCAGAGUUUUGGAGUCUCUGUGCUUUUGUGCUCACUGAAACAGUCUGCUGCUGCCUGCGCUUUAGCUGCACAGGCUGAAAUGUGCCUUGUGGAGUGUGUCAGUGAAGAAGAACUUUCUCUCUUUGUACAGCUUAGUAGAAUAACACCCAUCUCAGACUGCUGGACGAUUCAACCAGAGAAUGUUGCUACACUGAUGUUUUGCAAGGCAAUACUGCUCGGAGCCCACAGAUAUGUCCACGUGGCUUUCUGUGAUUCAGAAGAAAGAGUUAAACCUUAUAGUCUGGUGAUUUGUUCUCCAGGAGAAGAGCAAACUGCCCAGUACACAAGUGCAUUUCAAGAUGCAAUCCGUAUGCUACUUACAACUUGGAAGCCUGAGUGUAUGACUGAGGCCACAGCACUGAGACCCAUUCAGUCACAUAAAUGCACAUCGUCACAUGAAAACAGUCUUACAGCAUGCAGAUCUGAUGCGCGUGUUUUAAAGCCAGGUUGUGUGAUACCUGCUGGUGGAACAUUUGAGUUUCUCCUGCACCAUGCCCUCAUACAACAUGGCCACAGUUGCUCAGCUCCUAAUGUAGGGGUUUCUCAGAUCUUGGCAAAUGCCCUCUUGAGUGUGCCUCGACAGGUUUACUGUCACAAUCCAAGACGUUUCCUGCAGACUCAAACCAGGGUCGUGAGUUUGAUUUCCAACCAGUCCCAUCACUUUAUUCCACACGAUACGGCUGGAGAUCCUGAAACGGGAGAUGUACCAUCAAAGCUUUUUAUGUUGGACUUGGGCCUUGAAUCCAUCUCCUGUAAGCACCAGCUGCUCCUGGCUGUGCUGCAGUGUCUCACAAGUCUCCUCCGAGUGAACACGGUGCUGCGGACGCACACCGCUUUACACUCGCCGACGCACAAACUCGCAAACAUUUCUGAGGAGAGCCCAAACGAGACUGAGGACUGA